This is a messenger RNA of Acaulospora morrowiae, 3438 nucleotides long. Lineage: Eukaryota; Fungi; Glomeromycota; Glomeromycetes; Diversisporales; Acaulosporaceae. The record is from the annotation of a GenBank genome assembly.
AUGAAUUUGUUUAAACUACAGGAUGAUCAUAUGGACGUGUCUGUUGAAUCAACGCCUGCCGAUACCGAGAGGCCCAUGUCGGAUGUAGAGGAAACAACCCCUUUGGCAGUGACUGAUUAUGAAGCCAUAGCGAAUAAGAUCAUGCCCGAUCUUUCAUACGAAAUUGAAGACUUUCAAUAUUCUACGUGGCAAAUCAACGGUUGGCGGAAUUUGGAGAAAAGGAUGACAGGUCCAGAAUUUGAUGCCGGCGGGUGGAAAUGGCGAAUCUUGCUGUUCCCUUUUGGAAAUAAUAACGUGGAGGCCGUUUCCAUCUACUUGGAUUUUGCCGACCCCAAAGGAGCUCCCGCGGGUUGGCAUUCGUGUGUACAGUUCGCUUUAGUCUUAUGGAAUCCGGAGGAUCCAACGCAUUAUGUUCAUCAUCAUGCGCAUCAUCGAUUCACUGCCGAAGAAUCGGAUUGGGGUUUUACACGGUUUUAUGAUUUGCGAAAACUAUUUACUCCGUCGGAAAAUCGACCACGCCCUCUAAUCGAGAAUGACACGACCAACAUCACUGCUUUCGUGCGAGUACUGAAGGAUCCUACGGGUGUCCUAUGGCACAAUUUCAUCAAGUAUUUUACCUCCUUUCUUUCUAUCUUUCGAACCUUAAUCCACAAAUAUUCUCUAUUGCUAUGGCCUUCAAUAUUUCUGGCGUUGUGUUUAACCUCUUCAUAUAGUUAUGAUUCAAAGAAAGAAACUGGGUAUGUGGGUCUGAAGAAUCAAGGAGCCACAUGUUACAUGAACUCCUUGUUGCAAUCACUUUAUUGUACAACUUAUUUCCGCAAGGCGGUUUACGCAAUUCCCACAGAAGAAGAUGAACCGAUCAGAAGUGCCUCUUUGGCUCUACAGAGAGUAUUUUAUCAAUUACAGACAUCAAACACUCCCGUCGGAACAACGGAGCUGACAAAAGCUUUUGGAUGGGAUUCAGAUGAAUCAUUCCAACAACACGAUGUUCAAGAGUUCAAUCGAGUACUACAAGAUAAACUAGAGGGCAAAAUGAAGGAUACAAAAGCGGAUGGAGCCAUGACAAAACUUUUUGUUGGAAAAAUGAAGAGUUAUAUUAAAUGUGUCAACGUGGAUUAUGAAUCCUCUCGUGUUGAAGAUUAUUAUGGUAGCAUGAACACAUAUAUCAACGAUGUGACUCACAUUCAACUGAAUGUGAAAGGGUGUAAGACUCUACAUGAUUCUUUCAAAGAUUAUGUACAGGAGGAGACUUUGGAAGGAGAUAAUAAAUAUAUGGCGGAAGAGUAUGGUCUUCAGGAUGCCAAGAAAGGAGUGAUAUUUGAAAGCUUUCCACCGGUUCUGCACUUGCAACUAAAACGAUUUGAAUAUGACGUACAAAGGGACGCUAUGAUUAAAAUUAACGAUCGUCACGAGUUUCCCAUGGAAAUUGAUUUGGAAGAAUUUUUGUCACCAGAAGCAGACCGAUCGAAGCCACCUCGAUAUUUACUUCAUGGAGUGCUUGUUCAUAGCGGAGAUUUGUAUGGCGGCCAUUAUUUUGCAUUAAUAAAACCGGAAAAAGAUGGAAAAUGGUUAAAAUUCGAUGACGACCGGGUUACACCAGUAACAGACAAGGAGGUACUAGAGGCUAAUUACGGUGGUGAAAUUCCUAAUUCCAGUCCCCUGCCCGCCAUCCGACCUGGUGGGAGAAACCAUAAACGAUUCACAAAUGCAUAUAUGUUGGUAUACAUUCGUGAAUCUGACGCUGAUGAGAUCUUAUCUCCGGUGCUUCCGGAAGAGAUACCGGAACAUUUACGUAGGGUUGUAACCGCAGAAACCUUUAGGAAUCAUCAGGGAUUUGACCUUGCCAACUUUGAUGAUCGUCAAUAUCCGCUAUCAGAUGUCCCGCAUUUUAAAGUACUUAAGAGUGAUACAUACGGUACAUUCAAAGAAAUGGUUGCCAAAAAGUUCGAACUUCCGGUUGAGCAAACACGAUUCUGGGUUCUUGUAAAUCGGCAAAAUAAAACCGUUCGACCGGAUGCCCCAAUAUCAGAAAACUGUGUUAAUUCAACGAUGGAAGAAAUUCACUCAAAAAUGGCGGCACGGCAAAACGAACUAAAAUUAUACUUGGAAGUUUCAGACAAGCCAAGUACUACCAAGACUUGGUUCCAUCCCAACGAAGGAAACACCCACAUAAUGGUUUUUCUCAAAUACUUCGACCCUGAUACGCAAUCAUUAGAGGGUCUUCACUUUCUCUAUAUUCACAAAUUUACAAAAGUCGGGGAGAUCAUUCCACUUCUCUGUGAAAAAAGGGAUCUACCACCGAACACGCCCUUAAAAAUAUAUGAGGAAAUUAAACCUGGCAUGAUUGAAGAAAUGAAACCCAAAUCAACUCUUCAUCAAUCCGAGAUACAAGACGGAGACAUAAUUUGUUUCCAGAAAGCAUUAACCGACAAGGAGAUUCAAGAUCAUCAGGCUGCCGGUCGUAUCUACGGUAUUCCUCAAUUUUACGAUCAUCUGUCAAUGCGUAUUGUGGUCCAAUUCAAGCCUAAUCCAAAACCAAAGGAUCGCGAACAAAAGCAAAAGGAUCCUGAACCAAAACCCGAGUUUGAAUUGGUCUUAAAUAGGAAAAUGGGCUAUGAUGCUGUCGCUAAUCAAGUUGCCGCACACUUAAAUGCUGACCCGAUGAAAUUACUUUUUACAACCGCGAAUUUACCAUCUGGCACGCCAAAAAAUGUGAUUAAACGAAAUACCACUCAAACACUGUCAGAUAUGCUUCAAGCGUCAUAUCUCCCUUCCGCACAACUAUAUUAUGAAAUGCUUGACAUUAGUAUUGUAGAGUUGGAAACAAAAAGAUUCUUUAAAGUUAAUUGGCUCGGAACUACUGUAAAAGACGAGGAAAUUGUCGAUGUUCGCCUUCCUAAAACUUCUGUCGUUGACGACAUCCUGGAAGCGAUCUUACAGAAGGUAUCGCUGUCGACCCCAAACAGCAAAAUCAGACUAUAUGAGGUUGUGAAUCAUAAAAUUAGCAAGGAAUAUACUGGAACUGAAUCAGUAGAAAGAAUAUCGGAAUUCUCGACACUAUAUGCAGAGGAAAUACCUAAAGAAGAGCUUGAAUCAAACGCUAAUGAUAAGAUUGUUCAAGUAUUUCAUUUCACUAAAGAACCAGUACGAUUGCACGGAAUCCCCUUCAAGUUUGUCAUUAAAAAUGGAGAAGGCUUUUCUGAGGCCAAGGUGCGACUUCAGGAACGCCUUGGUAUGAACGAAAAAGAUUUUGCUAAAGUAAAAAUCGCGAUUGUUCCAGGAACUACAUAUUCUAAACCCCAAUAUGUUGAGGACGAAGUAAUUUUAUCAGACAUUAGUUGGAACAAUGAAGAUUGUUUAGGACUAGAUCGUGUAGACAAAACCGGACGUGCUGGGAGGGUUGGCGGUGCCGAAAAGGCAAUUUAUAUUAGAGGUUAA